Micromonas commoda is the source of this 929-nucleotide messenger RNA. RefSeq lists its product with no specific name. Gene Ontology annotation, biological process: proteasomal protein catabolic process. The transcript has a single exon. The record is from RefSeq and is a predicted model, not a curated record. Lineage: Eukaryota; Viridiplantae; Chlorophyta; Mamiellophyceae; Mamiellales; Mamiellaceae. Gene Ontology annotation, cellular component: proteasome core complex. The coding region runs from base 256 to 882 and encodes 208 amino acids.
GCACACCCACCCGGUAGCGACGCCUCAAGAAGCGAGUUCACGCGACCCGCGAACGAACGCACCGCCGGAAUCGAAUCCGAUCCAAACGCGUCGUCGCCCGCCUCGCUCCAGUCGCGACGCGCCAGAUCGUACCGCGCUUCGCCCAACGCGACGUACUUAGGGUUGCCACGAGAUCUCGGGCGGUCGUCGCGGAGUCCGCGCGGAGGGUGAGGACGAGAGUUUACGCUCGGUGCAAACGCACGAGACGCGCGCGCGAUGGACGUCAUCUUCGGCUUCGUGGGCGAUAAGUUCGCCGUGGUCGUCAGCGACACCAUGGCGGUCCAGCAGAUCAUCAUCAACAAAGACGACGAGGACAAGACGCUGGAGCUCGACUCGCACAAGCUCAUGGCCAUGUCGGGACCCAAGGGCGACUGCGUCUACUUCGGCGAGUACAUCCAGGCCAACAUGAAGCUCUACGAGCUGCGCAACGGCAUGAAGCUCUCCACGCACGCCGCGAGCUCGUACACCAGGAACCAACUCGCCGAAUCCCUGCGCAAGGGACCGUACCAGGUGAACUUACUGCUCGCGGGGUACGACGCCGACGUCGAUGAGGCCAGCCUGUAUUUCAUGGAUUACCUCGCGAGCUGCCAGAAGGUGAACAGCGGCGGGCACGGGUACGGCGGCAUGUUCUGCCUCUCGCUGUUCGACAAGCACUGGAAACCCCGGAUGACACGCGAGGAGGCGGGCGACUUGGUGGACAAGUGCAUCGCGGAGGUGCGCACGCGGCUGGUCACGGCGCCGACCAAGUACCACGUCAAGAUCGUCGACAAGGACGGGACGCACACGACGCUGUACGACUGCGUGGAGAAGGCGGCGCAGAAGGCGCGGGACGAGGGUAAGUGACGGUGUUAAGUCUGUCUAGGCGAUUCGAAUAUGAUGAUGUUGCGAGU